Neltuma alba is the source of this 535-nucleotide messenger RNA. Its product is annotated as probable LRR receptor-like serine/threonine-protein kinase At3g47570. The transcript has 2 exons. Gene Ontology annotation, biological process: protein phosphorylation. The record is from RefSeq and is a predicted model, not a curated record. Gene Ontology annotation, cellular component: membrane. The coding region runs from base 14 to 535 and encodes 173 amino acids. NCBI's taxonomy places the organism in Eukaryota, Viridiplantae, Streptophyta, Magnoliopsida, Fabales, Fabaceae. Gene Ontology annotation, molecular function: protein kinase activity; ATP binding.
UCUUGAUAUCAACAUGGUUGCUCAUUUGAGUGAUUUUGGAUUGGCAAGACUAAUCCCACCUGGUGAAGUCAUUUCUAAUGAACAAAGCAGCACGAUUGGUAUAAAGGGAACCGUUGGCUAUGUACCUCCAGAAUAUGGAAUCGGUUCCAAGACAUCAAUACAAGGUGACAUGUAUAGCUUCGGGAUUCUCGUCUUAGAGAUGUUAACUAAAAGAAGACCCAAUGAAGAUAUGUUUGAAGAUGGUCAUCAUCUUCAAACAUAUGUGAAAGUUGUAUUUCCAGGCAAGCUUUUAGAAGUUGUGAGCCCAAGCAUUCUUCCACGACAAUCAGAAAAUAUAGGGGGAACUUCAAGCGACUCAUCGAAGAACAUGAUGCAAAUCCAUCCCAGUGUUGAGAAAUGCUUGCGUUCUUUAUUUAAGGUCGGACUCACAUGUUCACUGGAAUCACCUCAUGAAAGAAUGAAUGCAAUUGAUGUCCUCAGGGAGCUAAAUUCUAUCAAAAGUUUCCCCCUUUAUGGUGAGUACAACAUCGCCUGA